Messenger RNA from Chara braunii, 2401 nucleotides. The record is from the annotation of a GenBank genome assembly. NCBI's taxonomy places the organism in Eukaryota, Viridiplantae, Streptophyta, Charophyceae, Charales, Characeae.
GGCUGGCGAGACGGCGUGGUUGUAGGCUAUCUCUGCGUGGGCAAGAUGGAGAUCCCACUAUUGAUCGUCACGAAUAAUCUUUCGGAGAAUAUCUCCGAGAGUCCUGUUCGUGAUCUCGGUCUGACCAUCAGUCUGAGGAUGGUAAGACGAGGAGAAGCGGAGCUGAGUGUCGUACACCUCGUGGAGCCGUCGCCAGAAUCGACUGGUAAAGCACGGGUAGUGACGCCAGUGCCGAGCGGCAUAAACUACUGCGAGAACCUCACGUUCAUCAGCGGUGUAGUUUAUCUCGGCGAGCAGGAGCUGAUGAGAGUAGAAGGCUAUCGGACAAUCACCGGAGCGAGACUCGACAGUGUCGUCCUCGGCGAUGGUAGGAGAAUAGUUAAUAGAAGGCUCCUUGGCGUAGAAGCCAUGUUUGCGCAAGCGGUCAAGGACGUCGCGGAGAUGUCUGAGGUGUUUCUCAAGGGUACGACUGUAGACCAGGAUAUCGUCGAGGUAGACGAGAACGUACUGCUCCAGGAUGUCCCUGAAGAUGUCGUUCAUCGCCCUCUGAAAGGUAGCGGGAGCAUUAGUGAGGCCGAAUGGCAUCACCGUGAACUCGUAGUGGCCGAAUCGCGAUCGGAACGCGGUCUUCGGCUGGUCGGCUGCAGCGACGCGGAUCUGAUGCUCAUCGGAACGAGGCAUGGGGUAGCUGUUCUUAACCGUGUAGCGGUUGAGGCCGCGAUAGUCGAUGCAGAGACGGAGAGUUCCGUCCGUUUUGCGAGCAAAGAGGACGGGUGCACCCCACGGGGAGUUGCUGGGUUUAAUGAAACCCUGUCUCAGGAGCUCCUCAAGCUGAUGCUUGAGUUCGGUGGCCUCGGGGAUCGAGAGUCUGUAUGGAUCCUGGUGGUGAACACGAUAGUCAGGCACAAGCUGAAUGGAGUGCUCGACGUCACGCAUCGGUGGGAUGCCGGCGUACGAGAACGACGAUGGGAAAACGUCGUGGUACUCUCGGAUGAGGUCACGAACUGCGGGCUCCAGGUGACGUGGACACGGAACAGUGAGCAGCCUGCGUGCAUCGAGUACCUGGAGCUCUUGAUCCUGCAAGCUUGGAGAACGGACGUGGAAGGCGAUCUUCUCGGUUUCCUCUUCGGAUCGGUGCAACCAGGCCAUCGCCAGUCUAUCGUCCAAGAGCUCAUCGUCCCGCUCGCGCAAUUGGCUGACGAUCUCCCCCUCGACAUCGUUUCGCAGAGCGACGACAGUCCCGCUCCACACAUCGAAUACUUGAAGCCGUACGGGAUCAUCGAUCACACCUUCUAUCCGAAGGAGCCUGAGGCACUUGAAGGAGAAGAGGAAGUCACUGAAGAAGAGGGUGAUGUCGACGAAGAAACGUUGGAGGGGAGUUAUAGUGAGUACAACGAAGGGGAGCAGAGUGAGGAGGAGGAGGAGCUAGAAGAAGAAGACGAAGAGGAGGAAGCCGGAUCGGAGUGGGAGGACUUGCCGGAAGAAGCGGCGCGCACAGGCACGAAAGCGGAAGAUGCCGAAGCGGCACGUAGAAGGGAAGAGAUCGCCGUCGAGAAAAACCAGCUGGAGAUCACCAGCGGGGCAAGCUUGUGCAUCAACGACGAUCCGACCAGGGAUCCAGAGCCCCCCGAGCCCGAAGAUGGCGGAUCAGCAACCGCGGCUCCGAGCACAUCGCGACAGAGACGGAGGGAAAGUGGCUUGUGGGAGGAAGGGAUCAAGGCCGACGGGAUCGGGCGAGCGUCCGUCGUGGGGUGGGAGGGGAAGGAGAUGCUCACGGGAAGGGGUGUGUCAGGGAUCGAGAUGCAUUCGGACGUGGAGUGGGCGGGAGGCGAUCGGGAGAGGAAGGGAAGAUACUCGCGGAGAGGAGUAUGUCAAGAAUCAAGGGCGUGUUGGGAUCGGGAUUAUGAGGGGGAGUGGCUUGCGGGAGGAAGAAAUCAAGGCCGACGGGAUCGACGAGCAUCCGACGUGGAGUGGGAGGGGGACAAGACGAAUCUGGCCGGGGGGGGAAAGAGGCAAGGACGUCGGGAUCGGGGAUGCAGUCCAACGUGGAGUGGGGGAGAGGGAGAGAAGAUACUCGCGGAGACGAGCUUUCGACGUGGAGUGGGAGGAGGAGCGAUCGGGACGGGGGGGGGAGUAGAACCGAUGAGCAGGGAGAAGGGGAAGCCGGGACGAAUAUGGGCCGGGGGGGAAAGAGGCGGGGACGUCGGGAUCGGGGAUGCAGUCUAACUCGGAGUGGGGGAGAGGCUUAGGAUGCAGUUGGACAUGGAGUGGGGGGGAGGCGAUCGGGAGAGGGAGAGAAGAUACUCGCGAAGAGGAGUAUGUCAGGAACGGGGCGUGUUGGGAUCGGGAUUAUGAGGGGAGAGUGGCUUGCGGGAGGAAGAAAUCAAGGCUGACGGGAUCG